GUCACGGUCGCGCAGCUGUGUCUAAUCCAAGAAGCCAAAGCCCUCUCUCUCUCUCUCUCUCUCUUUUUUUUUGCGUUUCUUUCCAACUUUUUGCACCUCAAUGAGUGAACCCACCAAAGCAGUGCUGGAUCCUGCAUCCCUCUUGCACACAGUAGCUCAGAUUACGCCAAAGACGCUUCAAUCACCCUACGAUGCACUGGCAGCAGCCACCCACGCCAUCAUGUUGAGUGUCGGAUGUCGAUUCGCGGGUCUCGGUGACGAUGCACGUCAAGAGGGAGAUGGUUCAGUUCGAACAUUGCCCGAAGCGUGGAAUUCUCAGGGUCCUAGCUGUUAUGCGUUCCGCUACAGUCAUCCGCAGUCCAGCAUGACGUUUUGUAUCAAGUCGUUGAAGCUCGGUAACCGCUUCAUUAUGCAUGGCAUUGCCAUUGAGGACAAUAAGACAGCAACGCUGGAUAUCGAUGCAUCCCAUUUCACUUCCAAUGCCUUCUUCCCCUAUGAUCCGCGUGAUUCAAAAGACCCGCUGGUGCAUGGGCUCAUUUCCACAUCGCAGUUCCAAGAGUUUGUGAACCUGUUCAAAAUCAACAUUUUGCAACGGAUCCUUCCUGGGCUGCAAAAGCCUGGCUAUGAAGACACUUGUUCGUCGGCAACAACAGCAAGCAGAACACAGCAACCACCACCGUCUUCAUCGACAACAACACCACCAUCGACACGGCCGCCCAUCUUUGAUGAUCCUACUGCUGCCGACGACACCUAUUAUGAUCCAUUCAAUGUAGGUCGGUCUGAUCUGGAACCCAUGGGCGGUGGUCUGCGCAUGCCAGGUGAUGGCGGCGGAAUGUUUGUUGGUCCACACCAUCCAAUGUUCGGCGGUGUUGCUGAUAAUAGCCCAGAUGCACGUUUGCCGCCGGGUGCUGCUCCCCCAGGGGCCAGAUUCGAUCCUAUUGGGCCAUUCAUGCCGGAUCCCAGACGAGGAGGAGCAGGAGGACUUGGUCGAAGUGGCCGUGGAGGAGGAAGAGGAAGAGGAGGUGUUGGCCGGUUCAGCGGUGAACCAGACAAUGAUGAGCUACCCCCACCCAACUUUGACAAUUAUUUCAUGUAAAUGAAAAGGAUGACCAUUGCUUGUGUGUGGUUGUUUAUAGCAUUAGUAGCUUUAGCAAUGUUUAAAAAAAAUGUAUAUCCAGUUGACCAUUUCUGUUUUUGCUGCUACAGUAUGUAAUAAUAGUAAAUAUAACUUGUGGCACAAGUUUAUUUUUAUAAAAAAAAAAUGAUUUCUUUUGAUCUGUCAUGA
Molecule: messenger RNA, 1285 nt
Organism: Zychaea mexicana
Lineage: Eukaryota; Fungi; Mucoromycota; Mucoromycetes; Mucorales; Lichtheimiaceae
Product: PI31 proteasome regulator N-terminal-domain-containing protein
Exons: 8
Coding region: 101-1096 (331 amino acids)
Biological process (GO): proteasome-mediated ubiquitin-dependent protein catabolic process
Molecular function (GO): endopeptidase inhibitor activity; proteasome binding
Source: RefSeq, a predicted model, not a curated record